AUGACAUGCACGAAGCGUAAGAGCAUAUUUGCGGUUCGCUUCAUUUCACUUGCUAUAAUUCUUUAUAAUUUCACAUUCACGCAAGGAGAUGGAGCCCAGAGUACUGCAGUAAGGUGUUUGGAGAGGGAGAGAGAAGCUCUUCUAGAGUUCAAGAAAGGGGUUUUUGAUGAAGAUGGCAUUCUGUCUUCAUGGGGAAGUGAUGAUGAGGAUCACGAAAGAGCUCGAGAAUGCUGUAAAUGGUGGGGUGUUCGUUGCAGUGAUGGCCAUGUAACUGUUCUUGAUCUUCACUGCCCUGUGGACGAUCAUGGCUUUCUGCUUCAGACGCCGCUGAGGGGAAAGGUUAGUCCUUCUUUGCUUCAACUGCAGCAUCUGGGUUAUCUUGAUCUUAGUUACAAUGAUUUCCAGGGACAUAACACCCCAGAUUUCAUUGGUUCCCUCCAUAGUUUAAGAGUCUUGAAUCUCAGUUCUGCUAUGUUUUCUGGUAAACUUCCAAAUCAGCUUGGGAAUCUUACCAAUCUCCAAGUUCUUGAUCUGAGCGGAAAUGACUUUCUUCCAAUCUCAAGUCUUGAGUUUCUCUCUCAUCUUUCUUCCCUGAAAUACAUUGAUCUCACUGCCCUUCGUUUUGAACUGAGAGAGUUUGUGAAAACAAGUGUCACCCUCCCUAACUCCCUUGAGGAACUGAAACUCUCUUUUUGCGAACUCACUGAUCUUACAAUUUUCUCUGCUAAUUCUUCUUCUUCCACCUCUCUUUCAGUGGUUGACUUGUCACUUAACAAUCUCACUUCUCCUUCAGUUUUCAAAUGGCUGCAAAACUUUAACACAACUCUCACUACCAUUGACCUGUCACAUAAUGACAACUUAGGAGGCUCCAUACCAGACGCAUUUCAAGGAAUGAAAUUUCUCCGGAGCUUCAAUCUUAGUUCAAACUAUUUCACCGGAGGCAUUCCCAACUCUUUGGGAAAUUUGAGCCAUCUCACCUCUCUGGAAUUAAAUUUUAAUGUAUUGAAAGAACCCCUUCCUGAUCUACUUGAAAAGUUAUCAAAACGUGCUGGAAAGUCUCUGCAGUUCUUGCGGUUAGAUGGCAAUGAACUCUUUGGUCCACUCCCAGAUAUUAGAACCCAAUUUCCAUUCUUGAGAAAGUUGAAAGCAUCAUAUAACCACUUGAAUGGUUCAUUGCCGUCGAGCUUUGGAAGUCUUGAGGAAUUAAAGCUGGCAAGUAACGAGAUCACAGGGCUAUUUCCAGACAACAGAAGUCUUGGAGUUGAAUCCGGUCUUAGAGUUCUUGAUUUGAGCCAAAAUAAGAUAACUGGAUCAUUGCCAGAUUUAUCGCCAUUCUCAUCAAUGCAAGAGCUUCUUCUUGGUGGAAAUCAGUUGAGAGGUGUCUUACCAGAAAGCAUAGGCCAACUAUCCAAGCUUCACAGUUUGGAUGUCUCAGAAAAUUCAUUUGAAGGAGUAAUAAAUGAAGCCCACUUUUUGAAGCUUUCCAACUUAAAACUGCUCAAACUGUCGUUUAACUCGGGGCUAUCUUUCAACUUCAGCCCUGAUUGGAACCCUCCCUUUCAGCUACAAAUCAUACAUUUCAAAGACUGCAAAUUGGGUCCGAAUUUUCCAAAAUGGCUACGAACUCAGAGUGGAUUCUCUGAGCUUGAUAUCUCCAGUACUGGCAUUUCUGAUACAAUGCCUAACUGGUUUUGGGACCUGUGUUCCAAAGUAGAAUACUUGGCCUUAUCCAACAACAAGAUUGAUGGUGAACUGCCUGAUUUGUCAACCAAGUUUGGUGUUUUUCCAGAAAUUGAUCUUAGCCAUAACAAUUUCCGGGGUCCAAUACACUCACUCCCUCCAAAAGUAAAAUCCCUUUAUCUCUCAAACAAUAGUUUUGUGGGUUCGAUUUCUUUUGUGUGCAGAGUUCUCAAAUUUAUGUCUAUAGACCUCUCAGAUAAUCAAUUCUCUGGAGAGAUUCCCGAUUGCUGGCACCACCUCUCACGUCUCAACAAUCUCAAUCUUGCAAACAAUAAUUUCUCUGGGAAAGUUCCUCCCUCUUUUGGGUAUCUGUAUUAUCUCAAAGAAUUGCAAUUGAGAAACAACAACUUCACUGGAGAAUUGCCAUCCUCAUUGCAGAACUGCACAUUACUGAGAAUUUUAGAUCUGGGGAGAAAUCAGCUCACCGGGAGAGUCCCGUCAUGGUUUGGAACAUCUCUAGUGGACUUGAUCAUUGUUAGCCUUAGAGAGAACCGGUUCUUUGGAGAGCUUCCUCAGAGUUUGUGUCACCUUAACGACAUUCAUGUCUUGGAUCUUUCUCAAAACAGAAUUACUGGGAGAAUUCCACACUGCUUGAGCAACUUUACAUAUUUGAGUUUGAUACACAGUUCCUUCGGAACCACUAUAGCAAGUAAAGCAUUUUUUAUCUUCCAAAAUGACAUUGAUUCCUACAUGUCUAACAUUUUGAUUCAGUGGAAAUACAAUGAGCGGGAAUAUAGUGGCCGAUUGAGACUCCUGAAAUUGAUUGAUCUUUCAAGCAAUCUACUGGUAGGAGAUAUUCCUAAAGAAUUUUCUAAUCUUCAUGGAUUAAUUUCCUUGAACCUGUCAAGAAACCAAUUGACUGGGAAAAUCAACCGGGAAAUAGGUCAGAUGGAAAUGUUAGAAUCUCUUGAUUUGUCUCAUAAUCAACUCUCUGGUGAAAUUCCAGUAAGUUUGGGGGGUUUGAGUUUUCUUCAAAUUCUUGAUUUGUCCAACAACAACCUGUCUGGGAAAAUUCCAUCAAGCACUCAAAUGCAGAGUUUCAAUGCAUCUUCUUAUGCCCACAACAGUGGACUGUGCGGUGAUCCACUGCCCAAGUGUCCUAGAAAUGUCCCAAACAAAGACGAAGAUGAAGAUGAAGAUGAAGAUGAUGGGCUUAUCACGCAGGGGUUUUACAUAUCAAUGGUCCUGGGGUUCUCUCUUAGCUUCUGGGGAUUUCUUGUCAUUUUUUUCUUCAAAGGCUCAUGGAGAGAUGCCAGGACUUCAGAGACAGGCGGAUGAGAUGGUUUUGUGCAAACUGGGAAAAGAUUAUAGUUUAAAGUCCUUAU
This is a messenger RNA of Ipomoea nil (Japanese morning glory), 3065 nucleotides long. Its product is annotated as receptor-like protein 12. Gene Ontology annotation, molecular function: protein binding. The transcript has a single exon. Bases 1 to 3018 code for a protein of 1005 amino acids. The record is from RefSeq and is a predicted model, not a curated record. NCBI's taxonomy places the organism in Eukaryota, Viridiplantae, Streptophyta, Magnoliopsida, Solanales, Convolvulaceae.